AUGUCAACCUCCAUGAGAUCUUCUAUCUUUGCACGGGAUGUUUCGAGGUUGGACAACAACAGGUCCGUCGCACGAGGGAACCCCAGCGAUCACAAGAUCACCAAGCCAAGUGUCAAGAAUUCUUCCUCCAAGCCCAGGACCAUUGAACUGAAUGAGGUGCUUACUAAGAAUGCGCUUCCCCCAUUGUUAUCUCCAACGCUUCCUCCGUGGACCGCGGAUUUGCACGCUGAUAUCCCAAAGCUGGAUUCACCACCAAAGAGGGUCUUUGCUGAGAGGACUGAGCAUAACGGGAGUCACAUCUACACCUUCAAACAGUAUACCAAUGGCGACCGGUCGCUUAUCGUUUCGCUAUCGGUACCCAAGACGAAACUGUCGAAGCUAAAGGACCUCCAUUCAGUGCCAAAAGUGAGAGGUCUGGGCAUUUCUACUGGAUCCCGAACUGUUUCAGAAUCCCCUCCAUCGUCUUCUCAUUCAAGUUCAGCUUCUCCCCCGGCCCAUUCCGAGGAGCCCAAGAAGAAAGUCACACGAACGGACAGUCCGAAAACGGGCAUUUCCAAAAGUUCGGUGUUCAAGUCUGCGCCAAAUGUUUCGAGUGUCAGCACGAGUGUCAGUUCGAAACAGCUGCAGCUGCCUCCCGUGGUAACGGUCAGCAGAAAGGAUAAGGGAAAGGAGAAAGAAAAGCAGAAGGAGAGGCCAAAGGGGCCAGAUAAGACUGCCACGAAAAUUGGACUGGAAAAGACAGAGCCAGCCAAGAAGGAAGACGACCUCAAAAUCUUAUCAAGAAAGAAGAUUCACUGGUCGAACAUCGCUAGGCGCAAGAAGCACGAGGCAGACGCAUACAGAAAGAGCAACCAGUAUGAUUUGUCAGUGGUCGCAUCCAUAGACUCUCUGGUGAUGUUUGUGGUUUCCUUCAGCUAUGAAGACCAGCACUCUCUGGCAGCACGUCGUUUAUUAGAAGUGAACUCUUGGAAGAGUCUAAUACCGUAUGCUUCGAGCGUCAUCAGCGGACUGGAAGAGAUGAUCAAAACGCCCCAUGAGACCGAUCUGAGUACGCUUCUCGGAUUACUUUUCUUCCUGAGGGGAGUCAUAUAUAAGCACCUUGUGGAUAUUCUGAAGGCUGAGAUUAAGGACAAUAGACAGAGAGGGGCAGGGAUGGAGGAGAUCACGGCGUUCAAUGACAUCAUCAAGUUCAACUCCACUCUAGAGCGCGAUUUCUGGAACGGUGAAAAUAUUCUGAGUUACGAGAAAUUAAGGAGGGACUAUCCCAGGACUAUGGCUAAAAGUCGCAAGAGUUUGCCCAAGAAGGAGAAGAGCGACCUCAGUGUGAAGCCAUUAACGGAUGCCUUCUAUCUGCCAAUAAACCCUGUUGUCACUGAUCUCAAGGACAUCUCCGCCAUUACCUAUAGUGUGCUGGAAGAAUGGUGCGAGCGGGAGAGAGUUAAUGUCAAAUUGGCUGUUCAGAACUCGCCUUGA
This is a messenger RNA of Kuraishia capsulata CBS 1993, 1473 nucleotides long. RefSeq lists its product as uncharacterized. Bases 1 to 1473 code for a protein of 490 amino acids. NCBI's taxonomy places the organism in Eukaryota, Fungi, Ascomycota, Pichiomycetes, Pichiales, Pichiaceae. The record is from RefSeq and is a predicted model, not a curated record. The transcript has a single exon.